ACUUAAAAUCAAAACCUUUCCUGCCCGUAUGCAGCGACAACAAUGGCGAUAUCAAAGCCUUCAACUUCAAAGCCAUCAAACGACAAAGCUAGGCAGAAAAACAAUGUGGAGCUCUUGAAAUCUGAGGUCGCCACUUUUGCUUCCUCACUCGGCCUCUCUUCUUCUUCUCUCCCAUCCUCAUCUGGUUUCAACGAUGCUGAUUUUCGAAAAUCAGGUGCUUUGAAGAAACCAAAAUCCUCAAAGCAAAGAACCAAACUCGAUAAAACCCUGAAUGGUGAUGAAAACGAAAGCGCUCCCAAGGUCCAAUUCCAUAAGAGCUCGGAGAAGGGCAGAAAUUUCAAAAACAAGGAUGAUAAAUCUCACAAAAAUGAGAAGAAAUCGCAGUUUGACAAAAAACCCAAGAAAAAUCCAGUACCGAAGCCUCCAGUUUUAUCACUCGAUGAUAAUAACAAAAGCAACAGCAGUACAAGAGCAUUUGACAAGUACAAGAACCUCCCAAAGCUGCCUUUAGUAAAGGCUAGUGCAUUGGGUGCGUGGCAUGAGGAUGCAAUGGAGUUUGAGAAGAAAGUAUUGGGUGAAGGGAAGAGCAAGUUGGAGUUGAAGAUGGCGGUGGAGGAGUGGAAGGGCGUGGUGGAGAAGAAGAAAGAAUUAGGGGAGAGGCUCAUGUGGCAGUAUUCACAAGAUUAUGAGCAAAGUAGAGGGCAGAGUGGGGAUAUUAAGAUGGUGGUAACUACUCAGAGGUCUGGCACAGCUGCUGAUAAGGUGUCUGCUUUUUCUGUGCUUGUUGGGGAUAAUCCCAUUGCCAAUUUAAGGUCACUUGAUGCACUUAUAGGAAUGGUAACAUCAAAAGUGGGAAAGCGCCACGCUUUGACAGGAUUUGAAGCAUUAAAAGAGCUUUUUAUUUCAAGUUUAUUACCUGAUCGCAAGCUGAAGACCCUUUUGCAGCGGCCUGUAAAUAAUCUCCCUGAGACAAAAGAUGGCUAUUCUCUCCUACUUUUCUGGUAUUGGGAGGAUUGCUUGAAGCAGAGGUAUGAACGUUUUGUUUUUGCACUUGAAGAAGCAUCAAGAGAUAUGCUACCCAUACUAAAAGACAAGGCAUUGAAGACCAUGUACGCAUUGUUGAAAAGUAAAUCAGAGCAGGAGCGCAGGUUGCUUUCUGCCCUUGUUAACAAACUAGGUGAUCCUCAAAAUAGAGGUGCAUCCAAUGCGGACUUCCACUUGUCAAAUCUUUUGUCUGACCACCCAAAUAUGAAGGCUGUGGUAAUCGAUGAAGUGGACUCUUUUCUUUUUCGACCUCAUUUGGGACUAAGAGCAAAAUACCAUGCUGUCAACUUUUUGAGCCAGAUUCGCCUGUCUCAUAAAGGAGAAGGUCCAAAGGCUGCAAAACGUUUAGUAGAUGUGUACUUUGCACUAUUCAAGGUGCUGAUUAAUGAGGCCGAAAACAGUCAAAAGAUGGAUAAAAGCGGCAAAGCAAAAGAUACAAAUGCUUCUAGUCCUGUCAAGGAGCUCAAAGUGGAAAGUUCAUCAGAAUCUUAUGUCGAAAUGGAUUCACGUCUUCUAUCGGCCCUUUUAACAGGUAUAAAUAGAGCAUUUCCUUACGUUUCAAGCACUGAGGCUGAUGACAUUAUUGAGGUCCAAACACCAAUGCUCUUCCGACUGGUUCAUUCAAAGAAUUUCAAUGUUGGAGUUCAGGCUUUAAUGCUUCUUGAUAAAAUAUCAUCCAAAAACCAGAUUGUUAGUGACCGGUUCUAUCGUGCUUUAUACUCAAAACUUUUACUUCCUGCUGCCAUGAAUUCUUCCAAGGCAGAAAUGUUUAUUGGGCUAAUCUUGAGGGCAAUGAAAAGUGAUGUAAACUUGAAGCGUGUCGCUGCUUUUGCAAAGCGACUAUUGCAGGUUUCCCUUCAGCAGCCACCUCAAUAUGCUUGUGGAUGCUUAUUUCUCCUCUCUGAGGUUCUUAAAGCAAGGCCCCCUUUAUGGAAUAUGGUCAUGCAGAAUGAAUCGGUUGAUGAAGAUCUUGAACAUUUUGAAGACAUAGUGGAGGAAACUGACACUGAUCCUCACUCGGCUACUAAAGCAGAAAAUGAUCUUGAAUUUGUUCCUAGUGGUGAUAAAUCCGAUCCAGCAAAUGAUUCUUCAGAGAGUGAAGAUGAUUCUCCUGUCCCUAGCUCAGAUGAUGACGAUGACGACAGCGAUGAUGAUGAAGCUGAACUGCUUGUAGAAGAUGGUUCAAAAGAAUUUGAAGAAUCCAAACCUCUAUCAACUUAUAAUUGUAACCAGUCUCAGACAUGCUCCACUGGUUCUUCCCUACCUGGAGGAUACAAUCCUCGGCACAGAGAGCCAUCUUACUGUAAUGCAGACCGUGCUAGCUGGUGGGAGCUCAUGGUACUUGCUUCUCACGUGCACCCAUCUGUUGCUACCAUGGCUAGGACUCUUCUUUCUGGGGCCAAUAUAGUUUAUAAUGGUAACCCAUUAAAUGAUCUAUCACUCACUGCUUUUCUGGACAAGUUCAUGGAAAAGAAGCCAAAGCAGACGGCAUGGCAUGGUGGCUCCCAAAUUGAACCAGCCAAGAAGCUCGACAUGAACAAUCAUCUAAUUGGACCAGAGAUUCUGUCAUUGGCUGAAGUGGAUGUACCUCCUGAAGAUCUUGUUUUUCAUAAGUUUUAUACAAACAAAAUGAAUAGCACAAAGCCAAAGAAGAAGAAGAAGAAAAAGGCAGCUGAAGAAGAGGCUGCUGAAGAGCUUUUUGAUGUGGGUGAUGGUGAUGAAGUAGGUGGUGCUGAUGAGAGUGAUAAUGAAGAGAUUGAGAAUCUGUUGGAUUCUGCUAAUCUUUCUUUUGAUGCUGAUGGGGAGUAUGACUAUGAUGAUUUAGAUCAAGUCGCCAAUGAAGAUGACGACGACUUGAUUGGAAAUGCCAGUGAUGUGGAAAUGGAUGCCCCUUCGGAUAUUGCUAGGGAAGAAGAUUCUGAUGGCAUUGCUGAUGGCGAUAACAGUGAAGACGACAUUGAAGCUGUUGACAUAGGGGAUGUAGAUGAUGAUAGUGAUGAAGACGAUAAAUUCAAUAACAGGAAAAGAAAACGAAAAUCUGGUGGGAAGGCUGGUGCGUCACCAUUUGCAAGUCUGGAAGAAUACGAGCAUUUGAUAAAUGAAGAAGGUCCCCAGAAGAAAUCAAUGAAAAAGAAAAAGCUGAAAUCACGUAAGAAGAGAAAGUCAUCAGAGUGAGUGCCUUGUUCACAAUCUCAUGAAGGUCAGUUUACAACAAUCCUCCCCCUGGUUUAGUGGGGAAUGAGCAUUGAAUGAAGUGCUCUAAGAAAUUUGAUUUAUACAAUCUUAGGUUUUCAGGUUAGCUAAUGGCUGCUGAAGUGAUGUUAAAAGAUAUAUUGUUAUCUUGUCUUGUUCUUUUAGAAAGUUUUGCAUUUGGCUUUUAGCCACCCAAGGAAUUGAAUUAAGCUAAAGAAAAGGUUUGGAUAUUAAUUGUAAAAGGUUGAAAUGUUUGAAUAUUAUUAUUUCUUUUUCCAAAUUGAAUUUACGUCUUCAUUUU
Messenger RNA from Manihot esculenta (cassava), 3538 nucleotides. RefSeq names its product CCAAT/enhancer-binding protein zeta. The record is from RefSeq and is a predicted model, not a curated record. The coding region runs from base 43 to 3219 and encodes 1058 amino acids. Lineage: Eukaryota; Viridiplantae; Streptophyta; Magnoliopsida; Malpighiales; Euphorbiaceae. Gene Ontology annotation, cellular component: nucleus. The transcript has 16 exons.